GAAGAGAGAGAUAAUAAUUGAUGAAUUGAGAGUAGAAAACAAUUACAAUAUUGUCCUGUAUAAGAUGCGUGCAAAAACGAAACGUUUAUAUUUUCAUUUGCGUUUUUUCCAUGUGACGAAAAUAUAUUCGCGACCGGCAUUAUACGGUUACAAAACGACAAUAAUUUGCUAGUACUUGCUUUUAUUCUCAUAUAUACAGUAUUAAAUCGUGGUUUCGACGAGUAUUCCGUCGGUUCUCUUAUACUACCCCCAACCAUGUUACUAUACAUAUUUUAACUGGCGCUUUUUGGAUCGAUACAGUAUAUAUAAAUUGACACAAUAUUAUUUCUUCUAUCUCAAUAAACGACAUCGAUCUUUCCCAAGUACAGAGGCUGGGCCAUCGUCGAGGGGCUUUAGAAGUUUUUUUUAUAAAUUUGUACUCGCGGAAUAUCGCAGUCAAAUUAACAUUUCUGACCAACAGUAACGCAUUAAUCAAUACAGUCUUCUUUUCUUGUGAGGUAUUAUAAUACAAAAUGGCCUCCGCACUGUGGGACGCGACACCACCACUACUGCGCUCCCUCUGUCCCUAUCAAACAUAACCACCAAUACAUCGAUUCGUUGCUUUAACCCAGUCAGAUACGUUUCCGUUAUUUCCUAUUAAUUUUCAUUUAUGCACACAUACGUAGGUAUACAAACAUGCAAAUACGCGUGUGUGCAUGAAUGUUGCAUCCGUUUUAGCUUGGAUGCUUAAACUUUAAAUGCGAGCACGUCGUUUAUAUAAUAUAAAGUAUACAAAACGGGUUCGAAAAGGCAUGAAAUAUGUAUGCUACGCAUAUAUCCUGCGAAUCGGCCUAAAAUCACACUUUCUCAUAACGUUGAUAAAUAAUAUGUCCAUGGACUGAAAAUGUCUGGAGAUGAUGAAAAUUGAGCAGAGUGGUACGUGCAGAGGCCAUGUUGUCAACAACAAAAUAAAGCAGCAAAAAGCAGAGCAAACUAAAAUUACAAACGCAUCGAUCGUAAAACACACAGGCAUUGAUAACAAAAUACCGGCAUAGUAUUUUUUUGGAGAAAAAAAAAGUAAGGAAAUAAAGCGAGCCAAACUGUGCGGUGUAGUGUGCGUGCACGCAUCUGCACGAAUAUUUCGGGCUAGUGGAGUGCACGAGCAGCAGGAUAUUACCUCGAAAAUAGGAGAAAAUAAUAUUCCGUAUGGGCGGUAAAGAAAGAGAAAGAGGCGGUAGUUAAAGUAAAACUAUUAUCGAAAGAGUACAUUUCCGUUAUUACAUAUGAUUUUCUUUCAUUCAUUUUCCAUUUGGGUGGAGUAACAUAUCGAGAAGCAGGGAAAAAAAAAACAAAUAUCAACAAAAGCCUAGAUUUAAGGAAGGUCUGUACUCGACUAGAAAAUAAGUGGUGAAACUUUAUGUCAAAAUCCAUAAUCCACAACACACCGGUCUAGUAUAAAUUGUAACGAAAGAGUUGAGUCGAGAGAGAGAGAGAGAGAGAGAGGUGACGUCUGCGCAAGUGCGUACAGACAGAGAGAGAGAGAGCGAGAGAAAAAGACAGAGCGCACGAGGGCGAGAAGAGCCAAUGAUUGAACGAUAUAAUUUCUCUUUUGGCCCCUCUCCCCGAUCCCUGAAAACGAAGCGAGCGAGUGAGCGAGCGAACGAGUCAACGGGAGCGAGUGAGAUGCGUGGACGUGCGCGCGCCUGUGUGCAUGUCGAGCGAGAGGAGGGAGAGAGAGAGCGAGUGAGAGAAAUUGAGAGAGGCAGCAGCAGCAGCAGGCAGAGACACACAUACAUAUACGGACGAACUACAGACCGACAGAUAGAGGGAGUGGUAGUCGAAUGGCGGAGAGAGGAGUGGGAGGAGAGAUGGUGUCAGCCGCAGAAGCAGCGCCACCGUAACGUCAAGGCGGUAGACACAUCGGUCUCAACACUUUCAUCGGGGGGAGAGACUCCUCUAUGACCUGCACUUGUGGCUGUCAAUGUGUUUGCAGAGGACCGUUUCAGAGACGAUUUGUGAUGAAAGUCAGUAGGUGGAGACGCCUUGGAAACCAGCUAUUGUGCAGCUCAAGCCACGAUAAAUCAUGAGGACGUUUAGUUGUGAUUUAUCGAUUGGAAUAAAAUGGUGCGCGAUCCUCUUGUACUGGAUAUGAGGCGCCGGGUACGCGUGUACCGAACGGAGCGACGAUGCACGCGGACGUCUUGGACACUCUAAGAUUCCUCGCGUGCGAAAAGACAUUGGGACCAAUACGAGGGUAUGGCCAUACACAAAUGCUGUAUCUAAGCUCGACGCAGUUUUCCAUCAGUCCGAAUUCCGCGAGUCUGAUUCUUCCCACGUCAGUGAAAAUUCAAAUUGCGUAUCCCGUGGCGCCCCACCCCCCAACAGGAUUCGUACCAGCGCCUGCGCAGCCAGCGACAUACGGCGUCGCUGGUGCUGGUCCGUAUGGGGUUUUCCCGAAUCAACCGCAACUGUACGCGACACAAGGACCUCCGCCGCCGGCCUAUGAUCAAACACUUACACAUCCCAUGAUGUACCAGCCGAUGUACGGUCAAGGCUAUCCGGGCGGAUAUUUGGCAGGUUAUCCGACGGCCUACGGUCCGCUUCAAUAUUACCCCCCGCUCGCGGCGGCCGCAGCUUAUUACCCAGCUGCAACAAUGCAACCCGCGCCUGUCAGGCCAACGAUAAUGGUCCCCAACGGAUUCGACGGUGGACGAUUCGACGGGAUAUCACAACCUGUCUUACCACCUCCACCGCCAGGUGUCGCUGCCAAUGCCGCCCAGUUAGCUGCAAUGGCAGGCCACAGUGUUGCUCUCUCCCAAAAGAAGGGCUCUUUCCUGGGGGGCGGUACGGAGGGGGGUUACACCUUUUGGUAAAACCUUUGUCAACCAGCUAGAUAACGUUCAGAGAGAGAGAGAGAGAGGAAGAAAGAGAGAAAAAGAGAGAGAGGGAGGGAGAAAGAGAGGAAAAGAGAGAGCGAGAUACAGAGACACACAAAGCCACGCAGAGCGAAUCGAAAUGAAUAACUGUGAGAAAUAAAAAGGGAAGAAACUUCGAUAUAGAAUCGAGUGGCAGAACGUUGCACGGGGAUAACGUAAACGAAAAUGCACGUAUGCGCGCAGCCACGAAGUUUCACGAUGGACGCGCAAGGACCGAGUCCGAGUGGAGGUCUGAGGUUUCAAAAUCUUCCUACUCCUUGAAUUUCUACGCAUAGAUACAUUUCACUGGCCCUCACGUUGCUCAAUCGCGGUUUACCGCAAGCGAACACAUUCAAGCAUUGAACAAAAUUUGACAAAGAUACAAAAAUUCAAUAAGUUGUCGUGGCUCAUCGGUGGGAGAAUUAUUGAGGAAUAUCCGGUGAGAUAUCAACAAGUUUUCACAGACAUUUUUUUUGAUGAUGCGGGUCCUUCUUGCGAUUCGUUUGUUAUAUAUGUUAGCGUGAAGUGUAGUUACGAAUAUCUAAGAGAGGGAGAGAGUGUUCUGUGCCGUUGGCGUGAGGCUUUUGAGAGAGAUUACAACAUAACGGAUGCCAAGAUGACAGCUCAACACGUCUGUAGGCUUAAGUUUCUCCUGGAAGAAAACAUACGAUGAUCGUACUCCACUUUGUGUCACAACGCUGUAGGUCAAAUGAGAAUAAUGUUUUCUAAAAAAAUUCUACGACAGGCGUUCUUCACCGAGUGAACUAAUUUCAUUACGCUUUUAAUAUUUUCCCUUACGAAAAAUCGUCUCCUUGAUAUAAAAACAUGGGAAAAGUCACGUUAAAUAUGAUGAAACACAUCGCUCCGCAUCUCUCUCUCUCUUUCAUCUCGUGAAUUUAUAAUGAGAUGUACAUAUUACGUUGAUAUUUGUAUUAUAUUUAAAUUAUUAUUAUCGUAGCCAUUCGAUCAUGCGCACAGCUUGCGCAUGAUCAUUCUCAAUUGGAUGACGGGAGUAGGAAAAAGAAAGAGUAAGAGUAAAAAAAACAAAAAUGCGGAAAUAAAUGAAAAAUUGACAGAUUAAUGACUGAGGUAUAUACGGAAUACCCAUUCUUUUGAGUUGGUCACCGAUUACGAGGCGAAUAUACAGUUUGCCAGCACGAAAGUGGCUGGAUUGCGGGUUAUUGAAUUUUGCGGCUUACAUGAGACAAUACGAGGAUGUAGUAUCAACAAAACUGUUUCAUGUAUCCAAGAAAUAAAAACACAUGACUGUACCAUCGAA
This is a messenger RNA of Venturia canescens, 4173 nucleotides long. RefSeq names its product DAZ-associated protein 2-like. The transcript has 8 exons. The record is from RefSeq and is a predicted model, not a curated record. Bases 2166 to 2852 code for a protein of 228 amino acids. Lineage: Eukaryota; Metazoa; Arthropoda; Insecta; Hymenoptera; Ichneumonidae.